CCCGCCUUCCCCCCGCCGACCCCCAGGCCCACCAGGAGGCGGCGCUGCCCGCAGCCGGGCCGGGGAGGCGAGGAUGGCGGGCCCGUUGGGGUGGAAGGCUGCGGCGUUCGUGCAGACGUACAAGAGGGGCCUGCUGGCGGCCGCCUGCGCGGGACUGUUCGCCGCCAACGUGUCCUACCACCUGCUUCCCGACCGGACUCUGAGGCCCAUCUACCAGUACUGGCCGCAGGGCCGGCCCGCCCGGCUCCCCGAGGCCCUGCGCGGCCGCUUCCAGGAGGUCCUGCGGGACGCGGGGCUGGAGGCGGCCGGGCGAGGGUACCGGGCGUUCGCCGCCUUCAGCUUCUUCCCGGUGAGCGCGGGUUUUCCCUGGCUGCCCGGCGGCGCCCUGGUGGGCAUCCCCGCCAGCUUCCAGAGCGCCCCCGAGCCGGACGGCCCGAGCCUGGUGGCCCGGGGCUUGACGGUGGACUGGAGGAGCCGGGAUGGUGCGGCUCUGAAGGACGCCCUGACUCUCUCCCCCGACGCCCAGAAGUUUGCCCUCGCCAGAGAGGUCCUGUCCGCGCAGGGCGGCCACGCGGCCCUGCGGGCCCUGCCCGCCCCGGUCUGCCUGGCGGGCACGUGCCUGGGGGCGGUGGCCGCGAAGCAGGCCCUGGGCCUCUACGCCGGCCCCCGGGUCCUGCGGGGCCUGUGCAACGUGGUGGUCUGGGCCCUGGGGUUCGUCGCCUAUUCGCUGUCCUGCGACGCGCUGACCCACUUCCUGGAGUACCGCCUGGACCGAAACACGGCCGCCAUCUCCGCCGGCUACGCCCGCGGCGGGCUGGAGUUUUACGACAAGAUCUUGGCCUGCAACCGGAGUCUCCGCAGCCUGAUGGGCAAGCGAGGGGAGGAACUCUACGCCCCCAGCGGGAACCUCUUCCCCCGCCACUGGUUCAGAAUUAAACACGCUCCCUACACCUCCAGGAGAGACCGGAUCAAGGGGACCCUCGGCACGGCCCCGGGCUCGGGGACCUGCUGACGGUACUUCGGGGUGCCGGAUCGAUCUGGCCCGGGGAGGGUAGAGUGGGGCUGACCGGCCGCCUCCCCUCCAUCCUCAACCCGGCUUUGGGUUCGGCCGCCUCAGGGCCUCGCCCGGGACACCGAACCUGGAAGGAGAUGUGGAAAACUCGAACGAGAGGACCGGGAAGAAUUAAUAACUGUGGCAUUUGU
Messenger RNA from Ornithorhynchus anatinus (platypus), 1203 nucleotides. RefSeq names its product transmembrane protein 177 (gene TMEM177). NCBI's taxonomy places the organism in Eukaryota, Metazoa, Chordata, Mammalia, Monotremata, Ornithorhynchidae. The transcript is spliced from 2 exons. The coding region runs from base 74 to 1012 and encodes 312 amino acids. The record is from RefSeq and is a predicted model, not a curated record.